Podarcis muralis (Common wall lizard) is the source of this 1308-nucleotide messenger RNA. The record is from RefSeq and is a predicted model, not a curated record. Lineage: Eukaryota; Metazoa; Chordata; Lepidosauria; Squamata; Lacertidae.
GACAAGGGGGUGGAAAAUCUCCUUACCUCGCCUGAUGGGAUCCAGGCUCCUGGUCAGGGUACCGCUGCUACAUCCUCCUGUCUUUUUUGGGUUUUUUAAGGGGAACAGGGGGUGGAAAAAACCCUGCUCCGUGAAUAUCGUCUGUCCUUCUGAGAAGAAGCGGCCCUUCCACACACUCACACGAGCACCCCAGCCGGCAGGAUCCAAGUUGGUCUUUGAUGGACUGAGGGCGAAGUCUGGAUGGUUUCAGAGAGCCCAUCACUUGAUCACUUUGCCAUGCAGAGAUAGCCAACAUUUAGGUGCACCUAACACCCCUAUCCUGACCAAGCACAUGAUGGGACCCGCAGGAGCCAUGUGGCCGGUUCUGUGGGCAACAGUGCGGGCCUACGCCCCUUACGUCACCUUCCCUGUGGCCUUUGUGGUCGGGGCGGUGGGCUACCACCUUGAGUGGUUCAUCCGUGGCCAGCCACCCCCUCAGCCACCUGAGGAUGAGAAGAGCAUCUCGGAGAGGCGCGAAGACCGCAAGCUUCAGGAGAGUGCAGGAAAGGACCUCACCCAGGUGGUCAGCCUCAAGGACAAGCUGGAAUUUGCUCCCAAAGCUGUGCUCAACCGGAACCGUCCUGAGAAGAACUAGCAGAGCUGUCCUGUUUGACGGGUGGGGAUUUUGAUUGGUUCCAUGCGGUCUUGAUUGUUAGUUUCCUGGUUUUGUCAUUUUUUGAGCCCACCGAACCCAGCCAAUGACUUCUCCACCAAUCUCACCAGCUUCAUCCUACUUUUGCUUCCAUUGGAGGAUUGCUGAAGCCACUGAGAUCCAUUGGAGGUGGAGGGCAGACUUUGUGACUCUGCACUUCUUGCCUUGGCAGCAGAAUGACCAAUUCUCCUUGGAGGUUAUCGGUCAAGAGAUGGAACUACCCCUGCAGUCUUUGGCGAAGGUUCAGCCAGGACAAGGCAGGAUCCCCUUUCUCUUGCCAUAUGCUGGCAAAGGCAGGAUUUCACUUUAAAAGAGCACCUCUGAAAUAUGGUACCACCCCCCUCAAUCCUUGCUUUGGUGCCCUUGGAGACCACUUUAGGAUGAGGGACCUUAAAGAUUGUUCAACACUUCUGGGUGCUAGAGGAGCAGUAACUGCCACAUGUCGUGGCAACUGAGCUUCUCCACACUGCUGCUACUUGGGCAAAGAUACAUCUCUUUUUCUGAGCAAUUUCCAUGUGCGGGAUUUGGGGAGGUGUGUUUGUGUGUGUGUCUGCUGACUUCUUGGACAUGGGCCUGCUGUUGAAACUGAAAAAUAAUAAUAAAUAGUUUGGAAAAUA